Zingiber officinale is the source of this 1026-nucleotide messenger RNA. RefSeq names its product extensin-like. NCBI's taxonomy places the organism in Eukaryota, Viridiplantae, Streptophyta, Magnoliopsida, Zingiberales, Zingiberaceae. Bases 1 to 1026 code for a protein of 341 amino acids. The transcript has a single exon. The record is from RefSeq and is a predicted model, not a curated record.
AUGCCGCUAUCGGGGGGUCGCUUCGUGUCUUUGCUUCUUCGCCGCCACCACGAUGCAAGGGAGGCACAGCCACCGCUGCUUCUUCCUCGCCACCGGCGAGCCGCCUCCCUCCUCUCUCCUUCUCCUCUCGCCGGCAGGGGCCUCUCACCAUGGCCCUCCAUCGUCGCCGCAUACGCUGAUGUCGCAUCCAGCGGCCCUUGCCGCUGUGUCCAACGACCCUCGUUGCCGCGUCUAGCGGCACUUGGCGCAGUGUCCAGCGGCCCUCGCCGCCACGUCCAGCCGCCUCCGCACGCGGCAACCACCUCCUUGAGUUGGCCGUCACCGCUGCCCCCUCCUACGGCCACGUUCACCACUAGCAGCCGCCGCCGCUUCUUCUUCACCACCGGCGAGCCGCCUCCCUCCUCUCUCCUUCUCCUCUCACCGGCAGGGGCCUCCCGCCAUGGCCCUCCAUCGUCGCCACGUACGCUGACGUCGCAUCCAGCGGCCCUCGGAGCCGCGUCCAACGGCCCUCGGCACCGCGUCCAGCGGCCCCCGUCGCCACGUCCAGCCGCCUCCGCACAUGGCAGCCACCUCCUUGCUCUAGCCGUCACCGCUGCCCCUCCUACGGCCACGUUCACCGCUGGCAGCCGCCGCCACUUCUUCCUCGCCACCGGCGAGCCGCCUCCCUCCUCUCUCCAUCUCCUCUCGCCGGCAGGGGCCUCCCUCCAUGGCCCUCCAUCGUCGCCGUGUACAUUGACGUCGCAUCCAGCGACCCUCGCCGCCACGUCCAGCGGCCCUCGCCGCCGCGUCCAGUGGCCCUUGCCGCCGCGUCCAGCGACCCCCGGCGCCGCGUCCAGCUGCCUUCGCACGCGGCAGCCACCUCCUUGCGCUGACCGUCACCGCUACCCCCUCCUAUGGCCACGUUCACCGCUGGCAGCCGCAGCCGCUUCUUCCUCGCCACUAGCGAGCUACCUCCCUCAUCUCUCCUUCUCCUCUCACCGGCAGGGGCCUCCCGCCAUGGCCCUCCAUCGUCGCCGCGUACGCUGA